AUGGUGCGUGGAGCAAAGAAAGCUAUUGCUGUCGGAGUUGCGGUGGCAGUUGCAUGCGGUCUCCAGAAGCACUUGAAUUUUGUGCCUGGGCCUCGGCAUGCUGCUCCAGUGGCCGCAGCAGCCGCCAGUAUGAUGAUGGCUCCUGCGGCUUUUGCUGAUGAGAUCGGCGAUGCUGCAAAGAAACUUGGGGAUGCCUCCUACUCUUUCGCCAAGGAAGUGGACUGGAACAACGGCAUUUUCCUGCAGGCCCCAGGCAAGUUUCAGCCCUUGUCAGCUUUGAAAGCCAUUGACAAGAUGAUCGAAAUGGGAGCAGCCGCAGACCCCAAGCUUCUGAAGGAGGCAGCAGAAGCACAUCACAAGGCCAUUGGGAGCAUCAGCGGGCCAAAUGGUGUGACUUCGCGCGCUGACUGGGAUGCCGUGAAUGCAGCCCUUGGCCGUGUAGUGGCUUCGGUCCCCAAAGCAAAGGUCAUGGCCGUUUACGAUUCAGUGAAAGCCAUCACGGACCCCGGAGUGCCAGCUUACAUGAAGUCCUUGGUGAAUGGACCCGAUGCCGAGAAGGCCUACCAAGGAUUCCUGGAAUUCAAGGAUGUUGUUGAAAAGAACCAGGUGACCACCGCCAGUGCUCCUGCAGUUGUGCCUUCCGGGGACAAAAUUGGUGUAGCUGCAAAGGCGUUGUCCGAUGCAUCCUAUCCUUUCAUCAAGGACAUCGAUUGGCUGUCGGACAUUUACCUGAAGCCGCUGCCCGGCAAGACUGCCCCAGAGACGCUGAAAGCCAUUGACAAGAUGAUUGUGAUGGGCGCCAAGAUGGAUGGCAACCUCUUGAAGGCGGCAGCAGAGGCACACCACAAGGCCAUUGGCAGCAUUGAUGCCACCGGCGUGACGUCUGCGGCCGACUACGAAGCUGUGAAUGCAGCCAUUGGUCGCUUGGUGGCAUCCGUGCCGAAGACAACUGUGAUGGAUGUGUACAAUUCUAUGGCCGGCGUUGUUGAUUCCACUGUCACCAACAACAUGUUCUCGAAGGUGAAUCCAUUGGAUGCAGUGGCUGCGGCCAAGGGCUUCUACACCUUCAAAGAUGUUGUGGACGCAAGCUGCAGCGCCAUCAUUAUUGUCAUCGCUGUUGUGCCGGGCACCAAGCCCAGCACCGUUGCGGCCGACGGCUCUGCGGCGGGUCCGGUCACGAAGACGGAAGGCGAGUCGCAGCAGAAACAACUUCUGCUGAAAGAACAGGAGCAGCGGCUGAUCGAGCAAAGUCAGACUACCUUUGACACUUUCUUCGCACUGGUGCUGAUUCUGAAUGCCGUGAAGCUUGGAGUGGAUAAUGAGCUGCGGCCACCGGACCUGCGUGAUCUGAGUUCGAAGAGCUUUGCGAGCCCCGCCAUGGCGUGGUUCACCUUGGAAAGCAUCUUUGUGUUGACCUUCACUGCAGAGCUUUUCCUACGUGCAAUCUUCAAGUAUCAAGUCGAGGUCUUUGGCGAACAUGAGCUCAUCUUUCUGGUGGUUCCCAAGAUUGUGACCACAAUGACACUGGCUCAACUGUGCAAUGUCUUCCUCCAUUCCAAGAACCUUCUUUUGGACAAGAUGUUUCUCUUCGACAUUGUCACUGUUGUGGUGUCCUGUAUCGACAACUUCGUCCUGCGCUUCAUGGGGAGUGGCGACAACCCCGCGCUGCGCCUAGUGGGUUUGAUCCGCUUGGUGCGGCUGAUCCGGCUGCUGCAUUUGGUGAAGGACCUGGCACGCAUGGUGAAAGGCUUCGUGGGGAACUUUCGUUUGAUCAUCCGAUCUGUAUCCAUCAUGACGUUGUUCAUCUAUGCCUCCUCCGUGCUAAUGGUUGAUUUCGUGGGCCACAAUGAAGAGACCCAAAGUGAUGCCAUAGUUCAGGAGGCCUGGGGUCACAUCCCGGAUUGCAUGAUCACCCUCUUCACCAUGACCACAUUGAGCGACUGGUCGGAGCAAGUGCGGCACGUGGCCGUCUAUCCAUCGCUGGAGACCGUGAUGCCGGUCUUCACCAUCCUCUUCUUGGCCAUCUGCAGCCUAGGAAUUCUGAACUUGGUCACUGGAGUCAUGGUGCAGACAGCCUUUGCUUUGCUCAAGGAGGAAGGCACUGAGAGACUGGAGUCCCGGCUUCGCACAGCGCGGAAAGCCAUCCACCAGGUGAUGGACGAGUGCUUCACCGAGAUGGAGCUCCACUUAAGCGCGGAGCAAGAGAAGGUGAAGGAGCGGGUGAAUCAGAUUCGUCUCAAACACGACGAUGUCUUGCACGGCCGAGCAAAGCAGCGAGCCUUGCUUCGUGCGAACGGAGGGACUUUGGAUUCCUUGGACAGUGAUGCCACGGCCAUGUUACAGUCGAUGCCCGAGAGAGUUGGUGGUGAAGCACCAACGACGCCAGAGAAAACCCAACUUCCAGAAGAGGCUUCCUGGUCGGCGUCUGCCUUUGAUGAUGACAACUUUGCAGAGGUGACGCGAUGCGUUUGGGUGUCUGACUGUGAAGUUGCCGUGGAUGCACUGCUGACGCUGAAUCCCAGCAUGUCUCCGGAAGCGCAGAAUGAUCCUUGGCAGAGCCAGCUGAUGUGGGACGGUGGUGGAAAGGCGUGGCCUUGCUAUGUCAUCGAGCAGGAGCCUCCCAGCAAGGACGACCAGGAUGAGGAUGAUGGUCACGGUGAGGCUGCGCGACGAAGCAGGACCAUUCUGAGAACCAUGAUCUUCAGACCUGUGGCUCUUUCCAAGGUCUUCCACUUCAGGUAUGGCGGCAACUUCACAUUUGUUCAAGUACGUUCGGGCAGCGUGCCCAACAUGAAGUUCAAGAAGGAGAGCGAACUGGAGGACCUAACUCAAGUGGAUCGGAAUUUGAUCACCAUCCGUGAGUUGAACUACCUGCUGUCAGAUCGGAUGUUUGCUCGCAGUUUGGACUUGAUCGACUUGCGGCCGGAUCAAGCCUUGAUGGUGUAUCAAAAGCUAAAUCUGACCAACACAGAGAGGGUCAAGGUUCACGACUUCAUUGAGGCCAUCAUGAGGAUGAAGCGUCCAGUGCAGGGCCUGGAUGUGGCGGUGGCCAAAAGCCUUAUGCGGCGCUUGAUCCUGGAGGUUGAAGAUCUUGCCACCAACAGCGUGAGGUGUCAGGACUGUUUCCGAGGGAUUGCCGAAAAGUUGCGGGAGGUAGAAGUGGUGGAUGCGGCAGAAGCAGAUGCUCAGGUGGCCACCACCGAGUCGCGCAUCUCCCGGAUCUCCGCGAUGUCCGUGGUGCCCUCCGCCAAGGGCACGCCGUCGCCGCCGCCGCCCUCGCAGCCGCCCACGCCGUUGACGCCCACCACGCCGCUGCCGCGGACGCCGCUGCCGGGGGCUGCACCGGCUCUGGAGCUAUCGCCCAAGGAGAGGUCCCGGCAACGGGCGCAGACAUAUUAUGAUGAUUUGCUCAGAAGGAACAGGGCACUCGAAGUGAAAAUUGCUUCGAUCAAGGCCUUUGUGCAGCACGCCCGUGCGGAGGCAGAAAGAGAGGAGUCCGCGGAAGGCCUGGCUGCAUCCGUGGACCUUGGUGAUCCCACAGCCAAACGCCGAACUUCCUUGAGAGAAAGGAACUCCAACCACGAGGUCCCUCGUCCUCGCUCAUGCAGCCCUGGUUGGGACUGA
Messenger RNA from Cladocopium goreaui, 3624 nucleotides. Lineage: Eukaryota; Dinophyceae; Suessiales; Symbiodiniaceae. The record is from the annotation of a GenBank genome assembly.